AUGGCGACCACACCACUUCGCAUCGUUGUAGGCUGCGACAACGCAGGGCACACCUAUAAGGAAGCGCUUAAGGAGACUUUGAAGAAACAUAAGGGUGUGGCCGAGGUGCUAGAUGUAGGUGUUAUGGAAGCAGAAGACAGUAAAGCAUAUCCGCACUCUGCGGUUGAUGCUGCACGAAAAAUCAAGAAUGGUGAGGCUGAUCGUGCCCUCCUUGUGUGCGGCACAGGUCUCGGUGUCGCCAUCUCAGCGAACAAGGUCGAAGGGAUCCGAGCCGUCACGGCCCACGAUCCGUACAGUGUGGAACGAUCAGUGCUAUCGAACAAUGCACAAGUUCUGUGCAUGGGUCAGAGAGUGAUUGGGCUCGAGUUGGCGAAGAAACUGGUGCAAGAAUGGGUCGAUCUGAGAUUUGACGAGAGCAGCGCAUCUGCAGACAAAGUGAAGGAUAUUAGCAAUUAUGAAGCGCAGUUUACAAAACAAUAA
Molecule: messenger RNA, 480 nt
Organism: Lithohypha guttulata
Lineage: Eukaryota; Fungi; Ascomycota; Eurotiomycetes; Chaetothyriales; Trichomeriaceae
Exons: 2
Coding region: 1-480 (159 amino acids)
Biological process (GO): carbohydrate metabolic process
Molecular function (GO): isomerase activity
Source: RefSeq, a predicted model, not a curated record